Molecule: messenger RNA, 1977 nt
Organism: Helicoverpa armigera (cotton bollworm)
Lineage: Eukaryota; Metazoa; Arthropoda; Insecta; Lepidoptera; Noctuidae
Exons: 10
Coding region: 177-1817 (546 amino acids)
Source: RefSeq, a predicted model, not a curated record
CCAUAAGCAACUCGAAAAAAAAAUGGCACCAAAAUUUAAAAAUGGCGAAUCCUAGCAUUUUAAUGUUUUUAUAUCCAUAACACCUUUGAACUUUGCCAACAAUUCAACUAUUGUGUCUGAGCUCACCUUAAUGCAGUGUUUAAUUGGUUCAAUUAAUUAAUUACUAUCUUUACCUAAUGGAUGACUGCUGCAAUAAAAAAUAUAACAAUGGAUUGUUCAAUUCAUCGAGCUAUAUUAUUCACAAAAAGAAAGACCCAAAUGAUGGCAAAGAAGCAAAGGAUCCUUUCAGCAGUCAUCCAUUGGGUGGAAGUAUCCAAGCGAAGAGGAUUGAAGAGAUAAGUUUAUAUUCACCACGGCAGGUGACAGCGUUAAAGAAAAGCGUGGGGUCACUAAAGAACCAAGCCACCAGCGCUAGAAUAACUACCCCGAUAAGAACGUGUCUUGAACCUUAUUGUCAAGUCAAGUUGGAUUCGUUGAACGAGCUUAAAGAUAGCACAAAAAAGUUAUUAUACCUUCUAGAAGACAUACAGUCAAAGACUUAUUCAAAAGAUCUUCCUCCCCAGGACUUCACCGAAGUCUUACUUGUAAAGCCGGAUGGUAUGAAAUGGCCGUCAGUAAACGAUGACAACGUAGAUCCAGCACUGAAGAAAUUGGAAGCCCAAACGAAAACUUUGAAUAGUAUUUACAUAGAGGAUGAUGAUGACGAUUGUUCAAUAUUCAAAAGGCUUACAAGAAAGUGCCACUGUUUAAACCAACAGGAAUAUAAUGACUUUAUAAUACAUUUCAACGAAGACACGAAAUACUUCACAAGCACCAUUGGAGAAAUUAUUAAAAAUAUGCGCAUACUGAAGAAGUUUUUGUAUAUGGGUGGCAGAUACACACAAAAUGCACUGACAUUUUUGAAUGAGGGUUUGGCAGAUUCAGGAUAUGUGGAGAAGGUAGAAAUAACGCAGGGUUGUUCUCAUGCUGACGUGUGUAAUGUUUUCGAAGACCAUUCCAUUGUCAUUAUGUGUAUUUCUUGGCCAUUCAAGUUAGAAUACUACGGAGAUAGUAUGACACAGAGUUUAGCAGCAUCAUUUAUAUCCAAAUUGGCGCAAAUGGAGGAGGGUCGUCGAUACUUGAAAUUCACAUCAAGAAUAACAAAUGAUAUAAAAAAGGUUUUACGAAAGAAAGGGUCUAGGUUAGACAUGGAUACUGUUGAAUCUUUAAACGCCGCAUUAAAUGUGCUGCAUCCACCAAUGACACAAAAUUCAUCAUACUUGAAGCAUACUGAUGAAGCGUAUGGAGCCGAAAAUAUAAAAGCUUUAAAGCAUUAUAGGCAGUAUAUGACAUUAGAUGAAAUUUUUACACAUUUAGACUUACUACACAACCUAAGUAUAGAAGAUCAUGGCAAAAAAUAUAUGACAUCAGUCUUGCCUUCCUUGCUGAUUUUGUUUAAACAAAUGCUGAAAGAGUAUGACAAUAGUGAAAUGAAUAUAAUAGUAACGGACAUCCUCAAUAACAUUGUCUCUACUAACAUGCUAAAACCAAAAGAAAACACUUGGCCUCGAACAGUGACAGUGGCACACACUGCAACAGAGUCUAUUAAAAUGAGGAAUGAGAUGGUUCAAAUGCCCCCACCACCUCCAUCACAUAAAAAAAGUCAUACAAAGAAGGCAAGCAACAAAUCAAAAAGUCAUGUGGGACCUACCAAAUUCCGCCAAGCAUCAAGACGUAAAGUUUCAGAAUAUGAAAAUCCAAUUUUCCUAAACCGAUCAAGAAAGUUUACCAAAGACGGAAAUACACACAUCAUAGUUGUUCCAAUCGAAAAUAAAUAAUACUGAGAGACAAUAUUGUUCAAAAACCGUUUAUUUCCAGUAACAAUAAUAAUAUUAUGAACCACAUCAACCAAAAAUAAAUCUAUAACAUCUAAUGUUAAAUUCAGAAAUGGUGUAAAAAUGUAUACACAGUUUUUUGGAAUUAAACUUUUAACAUAUU